AAGUGACACGUGUUUCGGUUUUUAAUUUGUUUGAUUAGGGUGGCGUGUGUAAUUUUUGGAAUUAAAUAAUUCGUCAAUUGACGACGAAAUACAGUUUCUAUUAACAAAAUGUUGAAAGCAGCGGCUGUUGCAACAAAAUUUUUCAAUGAGUACAACACUAAAACAUCAAAAAAAUUGAAAGUAAUAGAUGCAUAUUUAUUUUAUAUUUUAGUAACUGGAGUUAUACAGUUUUUUUACUGUCUGUUGGUGGGUACAUUCCCAUUCAAUUCUUUCUUAAGUGGAUUUAUUUCUACGGUCGGUUGUUUUGUGUUGGCUGUUUGUUUGCGACUCCAAGUUAAUCCAGAAAAUAAGAAUCAAUUCUUCGGUAUCAGCCCUGAGAGAGGAUUUGCCGAUUUUAUUUUUGCGCAUGUGGUGCUUCAUCUAGUUGUCAUGAAUUUUAUAGGCUAAUUAAUAAAAUGUUACACCAUAAGGAAACACAUGUAAAAUAUAGGUGAAUCCAAGUAUUUAUUUUAUUCAACUUGAUCACCCACAACCAUAACACAUU
Messenger RNA from Cylas formicarius (sweet potato weevil), 544 nucleotides. RefSeq names its product dolichyl-diphosphooligosaccharide--protein glycosyltransferase subunit DAD1 (gene Dad1). Gene Ontology annotation, cellular component: membrane; oligosaccharyltransferase complex. NCBI's taxonomy places the organism in Eukaryota, Metazoa, Arthropoda, Insecta, Coleoptera, Brentidae. Gene Ontology annotation, biological process: protein N-linked glycosylation. The transcript is spliced from 2 exons. The record is from RefSeq and is a predicted model, not a curated record. The coding region runs from base 109 to 447 and encodes 112 amino acids.